Argentina anserina (silverweed cinquefoil) is the source of this 567-nucleotide messenger RNA. RefSeq names its product monothiol glutaredoxin-S6-like. Lineage: Eukaryota; Viridiplantae; Streptophyta; Magnoliopsida; Rosales; Rosaceae. The record is from RefSeq and is a predicted model, not a curated record. The transcript has a single exon. The coding region runs from base 76 to 396 and encodes 106 amino acids.
UUAGCUACUUCACUAGCGUACUCUGCAUUACUACUGCUUAUUUCUAGUUCAGUACUCUCUCAUCAGCUCAGAGUGAUGGACAUGGUGGCAAGUUUGGUGGACCAGAAGCCUUUGGUGAUCUUCAGCAAGAGUUCGUGCUGCAUGAGUCACUCAACAAAGACAUUCAUGUACGAUUUUGGGGCGAACCCGACGGUGUACGAGCUCGACCAAAUGCCAAACGGGCAGCAGAUCGAAAGGGCGCUGCUGCAGCUCGGGUGCAGGCCGAGUGUGCCUGCUGUGUUCAUAGGGCAACAGUUUAUCGGUGGCACGAACACGGUGAUGAGUCUCCAUAUGCAGAAUAAGCUCGUCCCGUUGCUCAUGAGGGCAAAAGCUAUAUGGAUUUGGAACAACAAGUAGUGUUGCUAUAGUAUUAAGCAAGAGCCUCUUUUUUGAAUUUCCUCUUUGGCCGUUGAGGCUCUUUCUGUGUUUUGUUUUCAGUUACUGGUAAAAUCAGUACUAAUUAAAUGAGAAGUUGUAUGAGAACUACAGUUAACUAUUCUGCACGCUCCUGAUGGAUUCUGAGAACUU